CUUCAAUGGAAGAGGAAGAUACCUUCGAAUCUUCACGUUUUCAUUUCUGAUCCUCUUUCGAUUCAACUCUCUCCUUCAAUACCAUUCAAAUAUCAGAUACCUAUCUCUCUAUGUACAUAUAUACACGCAAACUUGAUUGUUUGUAGAAAAAGAAAGAGAGAAAUAAAGAAAACGAUGAGCGCUUUGAAUUCCCAUUUCGUGCUUGUUGAUCUCAACACGUCAUGGCAAUCAAUUAACCAAAUUCCAGCAUCAACUUUUGCUUACCUUCAAACCUCCAAAAUCCCAAGUUCCUUCUCAGCGGCAUUUCGUCGAACACGUGGUGGUACUGGUAGGAUCUCCUCCACGAGGUCAUCAUCGGUGCCACCCAUUCGAUCGCCGGAAGUACGCAAACCGAGAGAUCGGUCAUCUCUUGGAAAUGGGUUUUUAUACCCUUCCUCGAAUCCAACUUCGACAUCUCAAUCCCAAGUCGGAUCGGAGCUCGAUCUGUUUCUUGAAUUGGUGCCCUUAAGGAUGAGGAAUAAGCUGUUUGAACAUUCGGAGAUUGGGAAUAUGAUCGAGGUUGUGAUGGAUUUGGGUAGACAACCCCUUGCUAGAUUCCCAUCAGGAGAUUGGGUUAUCUCCGAUGAGCCUGUCAAUCUUGAAGAUCUACGUCAUGCAAUUUCAAAGAUUGGUGAAUUUUCGGAUGACAACCGAUCUGGCAUUGAUCAUUCUUUACACCGAAUAAGUGCAAUUCGCAACCGCAAAAGGCAAAUAAUCGGUCUCACGUGUCGUGUGGGUCGAGCCGUUUCCGGUAGUGCAGAAAUUAUUCGCGAUUUGAUUGAAGGAGGCGGUUCCAUUUUGGUUAUAGGACCUCCCGGGGUUGGCAAAACAACCCUAAUCAGAGAAAUUGCUAGAAUGUUGGCGGAUGAGCGAAAGAAACGUGUGGUGAUAAUAGAUACUUCAAAUGAGAUUGGAGGAGAUGGUGAUGUUCCUCAUUCGGGUAUAGGGCGUGCAAGAAGGAUGCAAGUUCCAAAUGUUAAUAUGCAACACAAUGUGAUGAUUGAAGCAGUUGAAAAUCACAUGCCUCAAACUAUUAUAAUUGAUGAGAUUGGAACAGAGCUUGAGGCUAUGGCAGCAAGUACAAUUGCUCAAAGAGGAGUUCAGCUUGUUGCAACUGCACAUGGAGUAACGAUAGAAAGCAUAAUCAAAAACCCUUCUCUUCAAAUCCUUGUUGGUGACAUUGAGAGUGUGACUCUUGGUGAUGAUGAAGCAAGGAAACGGAAAGUGCAAAAGACUAUACUUGAGAGGAAAGGGCCUCCAACAUUUUCAUGUGCUGUUGAAAUGAUCUCUAGAACAGAGUGUUGUGUUCAUCAUCGAUUGGAUGCCACUGUAGAUGCCAUACUUGCAGGUAGACCUCCUUUGUAUGAAAUCCGUCGUAUGGCAGAUGAAUCUGAAAGAUCUAAAGAUGUCUCCGAUCUCCCUAAAGAAGCAACAAUGGUGGAGAUAUCAUACAAGGAAGAUGUAUUAGAUGCGGAAGACGAACAUCUUUCACCUGAUUUUGAAAAAUCGAGGCGCUAUGAAGAUAAAAAGAUACGUAAACAGGAAAAUUCACGUAUUUCAACGCCAAAAUUGAACAAAUCAGAUAACACCGAUCGUGUUUUUCAAGACAUUAAGGAUGAUGUCGAGUCUGAUGGGGAAGAAGAAGAUCGUUCUUCCAAUAUCAGAAAACUUAACAGUAAACCACAAAGCAGGACAAAGACAAAGACCCCGGUUUAUGUUUAUACUUAUAAGAUAUUGGAAGCUGACUUACAACAAGUAGCAAUGGUAAUGGGGCUUACAGAAGAGAUUGAUGUAACUGAUGAUAUAAGUAAUGCGGAUGCUAUUUUAGCAUCAAGUUAUGAAAUGAAGGAGAAUCCAUGGAUACGCAGUGUAGCAAAAUUUCACCAGUUACCCGUGUUUGUUAUCAAGUCAACUACCAUGGCUCAAAUGGUGAAAGCAAUUCGAAUGAUUCUCGGGAGGGAUUUAUUUGGUGCAAAACUGAAACAACUGAAAAAAAACUCGGUGGAUAUUGAAAUUGAAGAUGAUGUUCCAAGAAGAAAACCAUCAUUAGAGGAGAUUGAUGCCUUAGAGGAAGUUCGACUUGCUAUAGAGUAUAUUGUGAUUCCAAGUGGAGAACCUGUAGAGCUUCUACCUCGAUGCUCAGAGAUAAUAGCUCAACAACUUGAGCUUGUAAAAAGUUAUCAAUUGGCUGUAGAAAACUCGGGCACUGACCUCAAUCCAAGGCUGCAGAUUCUUCCACAAAAGUUAAACAAGAAAUCAGGGAAAAACUCCAAAACUAGUGCAGGCUUCAUUGCACCUACGGGUGGUGUUGCGGGUACAAGUGUUGCUAGGCUGCCACUCUUGCCUGAAUAGUGCAUGCAACAAAAUAGUGUCUCUAAUUAUAUGACUUGUUUCACCAAAUCAUGUAUAGUCAUUUAAAUUAUGACCAAGUGUGGUGGUGGGGCCAGCUUAGGGGUUGUUGACACUUAAAUUGUUUGUGUGGCUCGUAAUUGGCCCCGUGUUUGUAUAUUAUUGUUAAUGUAUACGAUUAUGAUGUUGAUUUGUUAUUAUAAAUGUACAAAAUUUACACAUUA
Lactuca sativa (garden lettuce) is the source of this 2612-nucleotide messenger RNA. It is a transcript of the gene SPD1, whose product is annotated as P-loop containing nucleoside triphosphate hydrolases superfamily protein. The record is from RefSeq and is a predicted model, not a curated record. NCBI's taxonomy places the organism in Eukaryota, Viridiplantae, Streptophyta, Magnoliopsida, Asterales, Asteraceae. Gene Ontology annotation, molecular function: ATP hydrolysis activity.